ACCAUGGCAACAAGCACAACCAUGACAACAACGGUUCGUCAUAUUUUUGAGAAGCAUGUUGAAUCCACAUUGCUGCUGGUCGAAAUACAUCGCUGCAAAAUAUGCAACUUUUACUCAUCGCACAGCGGGGUCAUGCGUGAUCAUGUAAGGAGCUCCCACGUCACAAUGGCCAGCGAGGAAAAAGAUUUUGCCAACAUUUCGGAAGAAUCUUCGCAGCAACAAGACCCCGAUACACCACUGAAAAUUGUAUUGAAUGAUAUACAGAACUUGCAGUGUUUGAAAUCUAUUCCAAAAGAUCAAGUUGUCUUGAAAAUGUUAUGUAACUCGAGAACCAAUGAUUGUGGUGUGUUGCAGCCUCAGCAAACUGAGAAAGAGGUUGAUGGUUCUGAAAUGGAUCUGGCAAGAUUUUAUGACUUUCUCAUCACGGAAAGUAAAUUGUGCAUAAGUGAAAAAUCAUCAAAGGAAGCAACAAGUCAUUUGGGAGGAGAUACUAUUGAAAGAAGGAAACAAAUUAAAGUGCAAGCCUUGUCCCCCAAAGUAAAAAGUGACAAGGCAAAUUCAGAUAUAGGGAGGACCAGGAAAGAUGGUUUGAGGGAUUUGAGAACCAAGGUGGAAAAGAAAGAGGAAGAUACUUCGAUCGCAGCAUCUGCCAUCAAACUCGACUUUAACAGGGCGUAUGAAUCGAUGAUGGCAGCAGCGAAACUCAGAAGCGAGACAGUGGAAGAAAAGGGUACAGAGAAAGGAGCAGGCUGGAUUCCGGAAAUGCCGAUCGUUGACAAGUCCCUGUCAUCGGGUGUAGCGGUGAGCGAGGGUCAGGCUCCUGGAUCCGACACUGGCCAAGACUUGCCACCUCACGUUUCUUCAGAACCUGAAGCGAUGUCCGAAGAGACGGAGAAUGUUGAGAGUUUAAAGCAGGAGAAGAAUCCUCCUCAAGGCAGCCAGACCAUAGUGGCCAACUCAGAUCCAUUACCUAGGACAUCAACAGAUGAAGACAUGGCAACAUCAUCAUUGGACAAAGAUCAAGGACAAACCCCAGAGGAUGGUCCCCGACCAGCCCCGCAGACAUUGCCCCUGGUGAUGUUGGAAGGGUCCAAGCUCUACGGCAGCGUGGACUUCCAAGCGAUAGCUCAACGAGCCUCACAGUCCAACCCCGAAGCCACCACUAUCACGGUUGUGCAGCACACCGGUGGUAGUCGCCCACCUACGACCAUCCACUUCAAGAAGAGCCUCAAGAGCGAGGCUAUAAUUCCGACUGGAGAAUCGCUCGGUAUCGAAUCGCCCUUCUUGCGUAAAGAAUACACAGGUUCCAAGAUCUUCGCUUGCAAGGAGUGCCACUCUCGGUACAAGACGGCCAACGAGCUUGAGCGACAUGUUGUCAAGAAGCACCAGAAAAAGAAAAGUUACCUCUGUGAGAUCUGCGGCGAUGCCCUCGCGACUCGCUCCGGGAUGAAAAUCCACAUCAUGCGCAAGCACGCCGACACCAAGGUCCUCACUUGCAACGUCUGUGACUACAUGACGCGAUCAUCAGCAAGGCUUACGAUUCAUCAGAAGAAACACAGCAAGCAAACGUCAGAGUUCCACUGCGUACCUUGUAAGAAGAGUUUCGUGACGGCCUCCAAGCUCCAGCAGCAUAAACACUCGCCAAUGCACAAGAACGCUGUGGACCCGAUUAUCUGCGAGCAUUGUGGGUAUGUCACCAAGAAGAGGGAUAACUUCCUGGUUCACAUCAGGAAGCACACUGGGGAGAAGCCGUAUCGUUGUAAUCACUGUAACUACGCCGCUGCUGAUGGGAGCACUCUCAAGCGUCAUGUGAUGGCCCGUCAUUCUUCCAUCAGACCAUUUCGCUGCUCCCAGUGCCAGUUCUCUUGUGUGGACAAGAAAGGGCUGACGGUACAUCUGCGAAAACACACGGGUGAGAGACCAUUCCUUUGCGACCUUUGCCCCUAUGCUGCUAAACGAAGUGGCGCCCUCACUGUUCACCGGAGGACACAUUUCCAUGACAACAAGACGUCCGUACCCAGUCCUAAAGACGAUCUGACAAUCGAUGGUGGCACAGAGGUUGCUUCAUAUGUGGACAUCAGUGACCUACCCAUAACCCAUGUGCCUUUGACGUCCUUGUCUCCUAACAGGAACUACCCAGCUCAGUUAUCAACACAUACUCCAGCCUCAUCCGAUCUCACCUCACUACCUAGUAGCCAUCAAGGAAUGCCAUCCAACCAGUCUGCCACAGCUUCUGUCCAGCUUUCAGCCGAAGUCAUCGGUGCUCAGGAAACAGAUCAGUCGGUCGGAGCUCUGUGGCAGUCAGUAUCAUAAUGAGGUCAUCGGUGCUCAGGAAACAGAUCAGUCGGUCGGAGCUCUGUGGCAGUCAGUAUCAUAAUGAGGUCAUCGGUGUUCAGGAAACAGAUCAGUCGGUCGAAGCUCUGUGGCAGUCAGUAUCAUAAUGAGGUCAUCGGUGCUCAGGAAACAGAUCAGUCAGUCGGAGCUCUGUGGUAGUCAGUAUCAUAAUGAGGUCAUCGGUGCUCAGGAAACAGAUUAGUCGGUCCGAGCUCUGUGGCAGUCAGUGUCAUAAUGAGGUCAAAGGUCAAGCCAAACGUCUUAUUUUUGUUUCUUCCAGGAAACCAGGGAAUCGUCAUUUUCCUCGUACCGCAGAAUUAAUUGUUAUGAUGUUGAUGUUGUUUAUACUAGGUCUUAUUUAUUUACAGAAUGGUACAAAUUCUUCUUUUUAGAUUGUGUAUUCAAAGAAAUGCUAGAUUUACCUGCCUUCAAAAUGAUUUGACAGGAUUUGAAAAUGCCUGUGUCAUUUUUCUGAUAGUUGUUCAUGCAUCUACCUGAAAAAUGAUUGCAUUCUGAUAGUUGUACAUGCAUCAGCUACCUGACAAAUGAUUGCAUUCUGAUUGUUGUACAGGCAGCUACCUGACAAAUGAUUGUAUUCUGAUUGUUGUACAGGCAUCUACCUGACAAAUGAUUGCAUUCUGAUUGUUGUACAUGCAUCUACCUGACAAUUGAUUGCAUUCUGAUAGUUGUACAUGCAUCAGCUACCUGACAAAUGAUUGCAUUCUGAUAGUUAUACAUGCACCUACCUGACAAAUGAUUGCAUUCUGAUAGUUGUACAUACAUCAGCUACCUGAAAAAAUGAUUGCAAUCUGAUUCUCAGGAAAUUUUGUACAAUUGAUUUUGAUACAAAUUAUGUAUAGAAAUAAUAGUAAUACAUAAAUGUAACAGGCUCACUUCAAAUCAUUAGAUUAAUUGCAUCAGGUCGGGUGGUCGCAUUUCCGGUCACACAACAUUUUGUGAAAACGAAAGCGGAAGAUCAUGUGAAGUUGCAUGUUUAGGACGGGUCCUUUCGUAGAUUAGCUGUAGGGUUUUUACAGUGUCAGGUAAUUAGACCAGACCAUUCGUAGAUGGGGGGUAUUUUUCACAAACAUUACCUCUGUCGUUUCGUGAGUAAAAUGGCAUGCUUUCACAAAAGGUCGGAUAACGACUCAACGCGAUGACCUGAUGAUUCAAAGUAAGCCAUUGUCAGUAACAUGGUGAAUCGCAUUAAAGAUUCAUGUAAUGCGCUAUAUCAAUGUAACAUAACUUUAUUAGCAUUAUUUUUAUUAUUAUUACUAUUAUUGUUAUUAUGAUUAUCAUUAUUAUUAUUCA
Molecule: messenger RNA, 3645 nt
Organism: Strongylocentrotus purpuratus (purple sea urchin)
Lineage: Eukaryota; Metazoa; Echinodermata; Echinoidea; Camarodonta; Strongylocentrotidae
Product: zinc finger protein 711-like
Exons: 6
Coding region: 4-2313 (769 amino acids)
Biological process (GO): regulation of transcription by RNA polymerase II
Cellular component (GO): nucleus
Molecular function (GO): DNA-binding transcription activator activity, RNA polymerase II-specific; RNA polymerase II cis-regulatory region sequence-specific DNA binding
Source: RefSeq, a predicted model, not a curated record